Messenger RNA from Camellia sinensis, 643 nucleotides. RefSeq lists its product as uncharacterized. Gene Ontology annotation, biological process: regulation of DNA-templated transcription. Gene Ontology annotation, molecular function: sequence-specific DNA binding; DNA-binding transcription factor activity. NCBI's taxonomy places the organism in Eukaryota, Viridiplantae, Streptophyta, Magnoliopsida, Ericales, Theaceae. The record is from RefSeq and is a predicted model, not a curated record.
UUUCUCAUUUGGACCUCCCUACAUUCAAAAGGAAUAUUUUCUUCUUCUUCUUUUCAUAAGCUUUUUCAAUGGAGAAUAAUCACCCAAUGUUCUUCCCUAGUGCACCGAUUGUGCAAUCGUCUUCUUCUUUCUCAUCAAACAUGUCAAGUUCUUGUUUUCCUAACGAUCUUUGUAACAAAAAUCCAUUUGGGUUCUUCACAUCAGAGGUAAAAAAUGUUUCUAAUUCUACUACUGCAAGUUUUGUGCUCUCUGGAAAUGAAGCGAAAUCAUCGGGUACGAAGAAAGUUGAGAAGAAGAUUAGGAAGCCCAGAUUUGCCUUUGAAACAAGGUCCCAAGUUGAUAUACUUGACGAUGGGUAUCGUUGGAGGAAAUAUGGUCAAAAAUCAGUGAAGCACAAUAAAUUUCCAAGAAGCUACUAUAGGUGUACUCAACAAGGGUGCAAUGUGAAGAAACAAGUACAACGGCACUAUAAAGAUGAAGGGGUGGUGGUGACAACUUAUGAAGGGGUUCAUACGCAUCCAGUACAGAAGCCUACUGACAAUUUCGAACAAAUCUUGACUACUCAAAUUCAUAUAUUCCCUCCCUUUUAAACCCCCUAACCCUCUUCCAAAAUACUAUUAUCAAUUACCUACCUACCAAUAUA